AUGGCUAACAUGGCUGGGAUGAACCCCAUGCCAGGUGGCCCUGUAGGUGGCGUCCCCAUGAUGAACAGUGCAUCGACCGCUCCCCGCACAGAGUCUCUGGAAUCUGUCUAUAUACAACUCAACACAUGUAUCUACGACUACUUUAUCAAGCGCGGUCAAUACGACGCCGCUCGCGUUCUUUUAAACGACGAAAGCGUCAAACUGGAUACCGACGCCGACCCCAAAACUAGCCCCGGCCAUGUGAAUGGUGUGGAUGGGGAUACGUCGAUGACCGACUCGAAAGAUGAAAAAUUAAAAAUUCCUGAUGAGUUCCCCCGACCUCGUGUCCCCGUGGACAGCGCGAAUUCUUUCUUGUUUGAAUGGUUCAGCCUAUUUUGGGAUAUCUUUGGGGCACAGCGUAGGAGAGGGAACUAUAACCCAAUGGCUCACCAAUUCGUUCAGCAAUCACAGAACUUGAUGCGCAUGCGAGAACAAGCCAAUCAAAAUUUUCUUCGCCAGCCCAAUAUGCUGAUGCAAAACCAGAUGGCUAAUAUGCGACGCAAUGGAGUUCAGGGUAUGAAUUUGCAAAAGACGGUUUUACAGAACAACACAACAAUGAACCCUCAACAAAUGGCUCAACUGCAACUGCAAAGUAAAAUGCAGCGUGAGCACUCGGAUAUGGAUAUCAACGGCCACCGCGCACAAUCGCCAUCGUCGGCUGAGAACGCCCCGUCUCCGUCGAAACGACCGCGACUCGAAGGCGCUCAACCGGCUGGACAGCAAAUGGUCCCCAACGGCCGAGCACCGGGCCAGAUGCCGGGUCAGAUGAAUUUGAUGCAGAAUGGGAUCAAUGCGAGGGGGAUGAAUACAACGCAAUUCCAAGCGUUCCAGCAACAAGCUGGCCAGACUGCAGCGCAGCAGCAAAAAUCCAUGCAGGUAUAUGCCCAGAACUUGCUCCUUCAUCACUCGAGCUCAGCAAUGAAUAACCAGGGGAUACCGAACGGACUGAUGAACAACGGAUUCAUGCCGAAUCAAACUGAUAUGAUGCCGCAACUAUCGGAUGGGCAGACCGUACCCAUGAUUAACGGACAAUUUCUCACCGCCGACAUGGCGGGAAUGCCUCGACCGGGAAUGCCAGGGACUAACCAGAGCGGAAACCAUGCUCUUCAAGAUUACCAGAUGCAAUUGAUGCUGCUAGAACAGCAGAACAAGCGCCGUUUGAUGAUGGCUCGUCAAGAGCAGAAUAACAUGCAUCCCGACGGUCAGCCCAUGGCUGGCCAGCCCGGUCUACCUCCAGGUACCUCGCCGCAAGGCAGCAGGACUGGAGCGUCUCCGAAUCCGAGUGAGCAAAUGAAACGGGGAACCCCGAAGAUGCCUCAAACCGGUCUCCCGGCUUCGCCCGGUGCUGGUGACAUACAGGGCCGUGCAUCUCCAGCUGCAAUGAACUUUGCUACUGGCCAGAUGACUCCGGACAUGAAUAAUGCAUUCUACAACAUGAAGCCUGAUGGCAUGGUAGGCGGGCCUAAUGGUAUGCGACCGCCGACAUCGAAUCAAACACCAUUCAAUCCACAGAUGAACCAAGCUAUGCAACAAGGACCGAACGCUCGGAUGCCAGGUGCUAAUUGGCCGACAGGUCCACAAGGACCGCCCAUGGUUGCGCAGCAGUCUCCUGCAACACAAGCAGCCCCAACUCCACAGGAGCGAAAUGCCAUGCCGCCGCCGUCUGCGCCGCCAGCAGGUAACAAACCACCGUCUCCUCAGCAGGGAGCAGCGCCGCCGACACCACAGCAAGCGAACAAGCCGGCUCCUAAGGGCAAGAAGGACACUGAGAAGAAUCGGAAGCGUCCCAACAAGAAGAACGCAGCAGCGGCCAAUGCCAAUACUGCAGCAACGCCGUCGUCUGAGGCGGAACCUCCACCAACACCCACGCCAUCAACACCUAUCACGCCGCAGCAUCCGAGUUCGUUCAACAAGAACGGAAUCAAUGCAACGACGACAGCACAGCAGCCACAGCCUACAUCAGCGCCUGCACCACCUAUUGUACAGCAACCCGAUCCUAAUGUUGGAAACUUUAACGAACUGGCAAUACCUGAUACAUCGAGCUUUAACCUCGACUUUGGCUCACUCGAAACCCCCGAACUUUUGGAAAACUUUGACUUUGACUCCUUCCUCAAUACCGACGCCGACGCAACAGGUUUUGGGUUUGAUCCCAGUAAUCUAACCUAUCCUACCGAUGGAGUAGAAACGGCGUCAGCAAUGUCAGAGCAAAUGGGAAUGAGCGAAAGCUGA
Messenger RNA from Talaromyces atroroseus, 2268 nucleotides. RefSeq lists its product as hypothetical. Gene Ontology annotation, cellular component: nucleus. Lineage: Eukaryota; Fungi; Ascomycota; Eurotiomycetes; Eurotiales; Trichocomaceae. Bases 1 to 2268 code for a protein of 755 amino acids. The record is from RefSeq and is a predicted model, not a curated record. The transcript has 6 exons.